Molecule: messenger RNA, 612 nt
Organism: Durio zibethinus
Lineage: Eukaryota; Viridiplantae; Streptophyta; Magnoliopsida; Malvales; Malvaceae
Source: RefSeq, a predicted model, not a curated record
AUGCCUUUGAAGCCUGUAAUUGAGGUCUCCCAACCCAACCAUACGGUAAUGUGGGCGGGCCUGGCGAGAGGGUUCCAAUACGGCAAUACCGGGAGAAGAGAUAUUGAGAUAUGUGCCUGCUCUGUGAAUUUCUCUCUUCUACAUUUCAAGCAUGAGCUGCUUCCACGACAAUAUCAAUCAAAAUCAUUAGUAGCUAACAGGGCUAUGAAUGAAAAAAUGACAGGGGUUGUUGUUUGCAUGAUUGUGCUAUUCAACACGGAAGAUUACUUCCCUUACCUCUUCACCAACAGUAUUGCUGUUGCCGAAGAAACUACCAAGCUAGCUAUGUUGUUGGGGUUUACUGUACUCUUAAACAGCCUCCAACCGGUCUUAUCUGGUGUUGCUGUUGGAGCUGGAUGGCAAUCUCUUGUUGCAUACAUCAAUACUGGGUGUUACUAUAUUGUUGGAUUACCGGCUGGCAUACUCCUUGGGUUCACAUUUGGUUCUGGGGUUAUUGUAACUUUACUGUGCCUAUUCUCCCAAGCAAAUCUGAAUCAGAAGUGUUCUCAUAUGCAGGCUGAAGAAGCAGAGAGCCGUGUCAAGAGAUGGGGAGGAUUAACUGGAGGGCAUUGA